AGGCUAAGGCUAGCUCUGCGAUGGAGGAAAGCUUGCUGUUGUCUAUUCUUUUUUCGAGUCUAGCGCUUUGCCAGAUAGUCACUAUAUAUAGAAUUCCAUUGUCAGAGUAUGUAAUAGCUUCUGAAGGUGAAGAGAUAUCUCUGUACUGUCUCACUAUUAAUAAUGUUCAUCAAGCUCAAACAUCAUGGUUUAUCAGGAAGGUUGGUGAAAGCCUUAGAUCAACAAGCUAUAAUGGGUCUACUGGAGAGCUCACAGAGCCAUCAGAUUUUAUUGGGCAAUUCACAGCAACUGGUGACCUACUACAAGGGACGCUGACAUUUCAGACUAACUUCACUUUAUUGAACUUUACUAGAGAAUUCGACUUAACUCAGAUUACUUGUGGUACAGGGAACGCUGGAGAAAGUUUCAUAUAUACCAUUGGACUACCAGUUACUCCAUCUCUAAUGACAAAUGAUUCUGUUCAAGCAGUAGAAGAUGGUGAUGUCAGUGUUGAUCUACAGGGAAGACCACCCAAUGCAUUCCCUCCAACUAUAACAUCUUCACAAUUAUCAUUAAAUGAUAAUCCUGUAUCUAACACUGGAGUAACUGUGAAUGAUUACACUGCAUCAUUUACUAAUGUACAACGUAAUCAAUCCGGUAUAUAUACUCUAACUGUUAGUAAUGAUGCUGGAACUAGUAACACUACAUUUACACUUGAUGUACAAUGUAUGUAUAUAUAAAUGUGUUCAUUUGUCAC
Amphimedon queenslandica is the source of this 736-nucleotide messenger RNA. RefSeq lists its product as uncharacterized. Bases 21 to 719 code for a protein of 232 amino acids. NCBI's taxonomy places the organism in Eukaryota, Metazoa, Porifera, Demospongiae, Haplosclerida, Niphatidae. The record is from RefSeq and is a predicted model, not a curated record. The transcript is spliced from 2 exons.